UUGUUUACUCUUUGUGAGGUUUCCUCUAUGGAUUUGAAACUUUCAGAUGAGAUUGUUUCCUGAUCUUAGAUAGUGAAGCAUCUACCAUUUAAACAAAUGAAACUAAACAACCCCCUCCCGCCAGCUGGUGUCCUUUAGCAACAUGAGAACAAGUGCUGGUGGAAUUUGUUUACUGCAGUACAAAAAUGAGCAUACAACAAUAGUAAAAUACAGAGAGGAAGCACUAUAGCCAGCAUCUGAAUUUAAGUGGGGACCUAUGGUUAAUUUUAUAAUGCAUGUAAAGACAAAAAGCUGUAGUGUUUUUAUGCCUUUUACUGAAUUCAGCAAUGAGCGCUUUCUCUUUAAUUCAGAAAUGACUGCAAGUGGUAUAUGGCAGGCAAGGGAGCAUCUAAAGCCAGCAGCAGUCCUGCCCUAGCAGAAAGGUUUGGGAUGCAGUGGAGAAAACAAAGGAGUCAGAAGGCUUAGGGAGAUGAAGCCACUCUCAAAAGCUGGGCUACGAAGAUCCUUUAGUCUCCUGCCUGCAUCAGACAGCAAACAUCUGAGAAUGGGGAGAAUUCAGGUCAGGGAAAGCUGGUGGGAGAGAUGGCCAGGCAGCCUGUACUGUGGGUAGGGCUGUCUGGACUAGUCUGGGACUAGACAGAAAACAGUCAUUAAUGCUGGAUUUUGUGCUGCAACGUGGAGUAGAAUUACAUCAUCUGCUGGGACAGCAGGCUGGGAAGGUGUGUGCGUGUCUGGAGGGAUGGAGUCUGCUGAAGUCGCUGAAGUUACAUCAGCCAGUGGUUGUUCUGUUCUUGCAGUGCUGAUGUGGCUUGUGCUGUCAGGGCGUCGGGGAUUGGCUGCUGCAGGUCAGCUGGGUCUGCCUCCGCAGCCCUUGCAGGAGCUGUCUCUGCCUCCCGGUUUCCAUGCAAGUUGCUUCUCUUAGAAAUCUUUGUUGCAGUUUCAGCCGGAGGGAUCAGGUAUCCUUGAUUUGCAGAAGGCAUCUCAAAAUGUCGUGUCAAGCCGCUCUGAGCCCUCUUGUCCGUUCCCCUGGAUGGUGCUUUGUGUUAUCGCCACAUGCCAUCGCAGCCAUUUCCCGUUUCUAUCUCCCUCACCAUACCCAGAGUUUAAGGAAUGAAUCCAUCCGUUGUUGGAGCAACAUCCCAUUUAUCACCAUGCCACUCAGCCGUGCACAUGGCAAAUCAUUUGCACACCGCAGUGAGCUGAAGCAUGCGAAGCGGAUUGUCGUGAAGCUGGGCAGUGCUGUUGUGACAAGAGGGGAUGAGUGUGGCUUAGCCCUUGGGAGGCUGGCAUCUAUUGUGGAGCAGGUGUCAGUGCUGCAGAAUCAGGGCCGAGAGAUGAUGAUAGUCACCAGUGGUGCUGUAGCUUUUGGAAAACAACGAUUGCGUCAUGAGAUCUUGCUUUCUCAGAGCGUGAGGCAGGCACUUCACUCAGGCCAAAGUCAGCUAAAAGAUAUGGCUAUUCCAGUCCUGGAAGCCCGAGCCUGUGCAGCAGCUGGCCAGAGUGGACUAAUGGCCCUGUAUGAAGCCAUGUUUACACAGUACAGCAUCUGUGCAGCUCAAAUUUUAGUCACCAAUCUGGAUUUCCAUGACGAACAGAAGCGUCGGAACUUAAAUGGAACACUACAUGAGCUUUUAAGAAUGAAUAUUGUCCCGAUAAUUAACACUAAUGAUGCUGUUGUUCCACCUCCAGAACCGAACAGUGAUCUACAGGGGGUAAAUGUGAUUAGUGUGAAGGAUAAUGACAGUUUGGCAGCACGUCUGGCUGUCGAAAUGAAGACUGAUCUCCUUAUUGUUCUUUCAGAUGUAGAAGGACUCUUCAACAGCCCUCCAGGAUCUGAUGAUGCGAAGCUCAUUGACAUAUUCUACCCAGGAGACCAACAGUCUGUGACAUUUGGAACCAAAUCUCGAGUGGGAAUGGGAGGCAUGGAAGCCAAGGUGAAAGCAGCUCUGUGGGCCCUCCAAGGAGGCACUUCUGUAGUGAUUGCAAAUGGAACCCACCCAAAGAUCUCUGGUCACGUCAUCACAGAUAUUGUGGAAGGGAAAAAAGUUGGAACUUUUUUUUCAGAGGUAAAGCCUGCAGGCCCUACGGUAGAGCAGCAAGGUGAAAUGUCUCGAGCUGGUGGCAGGACCCUGGCAGCACUGCAGCCUGAGCAGAGAGCAGAGAUUAUUUAUCGUCUUGCUGACUUACUAACUGAUCAAAGAGAAGAAAUUCUCUUGGCAAACAAGAAGGACUUAGAAGAAGCAGAAAAUAAAGGAAGACUGGCACUUCCUUUGUUGAAACGUCUAAGUCUCUCUACAUCAAAGCUGAACAGCUUGGCUAUUGGACUACGCCAGAUUGCAGCAUCCUCACAGGACAGCGUCGGACGCAUAAUUCGGAGAACAAGAAUAGCAAAAGACCUGGAAUUGGAGCAGGUGACAGUGCCUAUUGGGGUUCUUCUUGUGAUUUUUGAGUCCCGUCCUGACUGUCUCCCACAGGUGUCUGCUUUGGCCAUUGCUAGUGGAAAUGGUUUGCUACUUAAAGGAGGAAAAGAGGCAGCUUAUAGCAAUCAAAUCCUUCAUCAUCUGACACAAGAAGCACUUUCAAUUCAUGGAGUCAAAGAUGCAGUGCAACUGGUGAAUACAAGAGAGGAAGUAGAAGAUCUGUGCCGUUUGGAUAAGCUGAUAGAUCUUAUCAUUCCACGUGGUUCAUCGCAGCUAGUCAGGAAUAUACAGAAAGCAGCAAAGGGAAUACCUGUGAUGGGACACAGCGAAGGAAUCUGUCAUGUGUAUGUGGACACGGAUGCCAGUGUUGAAAAGGUCACGCGAAUAAUCAGAGACUCAAAGUGUGAAUAUCCUGCUGCCUGUAAUGCUCUGGAAACACUGUUAAUUCAUCGAGACUUGCUGAGAACCCCAUUGUUUGAUCAGAUCAUAGACAUGUUGAGAGUAGAACAGGUGAAGAUUCAUGCUGGCCCAAAAUUUGCCUCUUACUUGACAUUCAGCCCCUCUGAAGUGAAAUCUCUCCGCACUGAAUAUGGGGACCUGGAGUGCUGCAUUGAGGUUGUGGACGGUGUCCACGAGGCUGUUGAACAUAUCCACAAGUAUGGAAGCUCUCACACGGAUGUUAUCAUCACAGAAAAUGAGAAAACAGCGGAGUUCUUCCUCCAGCAUGUGGACAGCGCUUGUGUUUUCUGGAAUGCCAGCACCCGAUUCUCUGAUGGAUAUAGAUUUGGACUUGGUGCUGAAGUUGGAAUUAGUACUUCUCGUAUCCAUGCACGUGGACCAGUAGGAAUUGAAGGACUCUUAACUACAAAAUGGUUGCUGAGAGGGGACAAUCAUGUUGUUUCUGACUUCUCAGAUCAAGGCAGCAUGAAGUAUCUUCAUGAGAGCCUCCCUCUCCCUCACAGAAAUACCAGCUAAGAUCACUGGGGAGGAAAACCAGGGUUAAAAUGUUUAAUGAAGAUGUUCAGGCUCCAGUGUGUUCUCUGAGGAUAGAGAUUUGUUUUUCUUCUCCAGGAUCAUUGUUCUUAAUCACUGUGCAGUCCAUGGAAUAUGUUGUGAUCCUAUCUGUGACUUUAUUUGUUGCUGCCUUUUGCUAUUUCCUUUGGUAGUAUCUGCAAAUAGACCUUGUUUUUCCCAGAGAGAUCUUCUUUGAAACAUACAUGUACUGUUAGGAAAAGUUCAAAUAUCCGCUGCAUUCUUUUCACCCCAUUGUUCCUUCUGGCAAAUACGCGUGGUGGUGGAGGAUUAAACAUUUUUUUUUAUCUAGGUCUUUGUUUAGUUAAAACAUUUGUUUUGUUGAACAAACUUGGUAGCUUUUCAGUCACGUGAUCAUGGCAGCUCUUGAAAGCUCUAAAGCUUUGAUUAUUUUUUUAGUAUUUGAUCACACUGUGAUUACUAUGCAUUUGGAACAUACCUUUCAUUAAUAUUUUGAUGGAGCAAUCUUUUAUAUCUAAUUUUGUUGUAUUUGUUGACAGUUGUAGAUAAAUAACACAAUGGUAUACAGUGUGAAUUUUGUUACCUAUUUGUACCAGAUGUUUAUUUCUCAUUGGUUUUAUAUGAAACAAUCCCACUAACUGUAUCACCUAGACAUAAUGCAACUUUGAAGUUUAGAAAAAAAUAUAUUUGAAUAAAAGCUUCCAUUUGUGUACUGAAACAAGUGAGCAUGCAAGCGCACGCUGCAGUCAGAGGCUCAGUGCAGCAUUCCAGUGGCUGGGGCAGUUGGAGCAUCAUGGCAAACCCGUUAGUGUGAUGAUGGUGGGCUGCGGGGGCUCAGUAUGUAGUUGAAUACAUCUGAGGUCCAGUAGGGUGCACAGGAAACCAAUGAAGAACCCUAGAGCACACUGAGGAGCUGUGAGAGGGUUGUAGGGUGCUGUAGGAUGUGUCUCGAGCUCCCCAGAGUAUGCUCAGUAGCUUUGGGACAUUUCUGGUUGUCUCUAGAGUUCACUGUGUGGCCAUGAAAGGGCACCGAGUUCCAUGAGAGUGUUCUACAAUGUCCAGAAGUCAACUAGGUGCCCUUGGAAACUUCUUAGGAAGUCUCUCAGAGGCCCUAGAGCAUAGGAACAGAUUGUAUUACAGUUGAUUGGCUCUAGAGGGUUGGUAAUGAGAUUGCUCUAUUCAACGUUUAUUAAGGAUCUUUUCCAAGGUACUAUUGUCGUGCUGCUGCUACAGCUUUGCUAGAAGAGAUUGAGUUUACUCAACAUUCCAUUGAUGCUCCUAAAGCACUCGAUGGGCGUUUCCAGGGGAGUGGGAGAAUAGCUCUGAGAUUCAGCAUCAGCCCAAAAUCUGGAACUGGUAACUAAUAACAGAGAUGCUUGAAAAGAGUAAGUUUGCAAAUUAUAUUUUUAUAAAGUUGUAUUUCACCAAGUUUCCUUGAUGAGUACAUUGAAGAGCCAUUUAUUUCAGUACGACAGUGUUUGUAUACUGUUUAGAGUUCAUAAAAAAUACUUCAGACAGAGAAAUGCAUUACAAUUCCAUGUGAAAUUUAGAGCAUAGUGAAUCCUACAAGUGAAUUGCAGGAGGAGAUACUUUUUCACAGUUAUAUCAGUGUCUACAUUUUAUUCAGACUCAUUAAGUGGUUUUGAUGUGCAAUCUAAUGGGCAAUGGCAAAACAAGAAAGGCAUAAUGUCUGUAGGAAGUACUGUAUUUUGGUUUAAAAUGCCUAGAUUGUAUUCAGUUUAUAUGAGAUGAACACACAAACCCACUCAGUUUUGAAAGACUGCUUUCUUUUCCCUCAGCUGUAAAGGGGAGUGGCAAACAUAGUAAUUUCUAUAAUGAUGGUCAUGUGCAACGUUGCAGUUAGUUGCACUGUUCUUUAGACUGAAAUUGGGGGUAUUGGUUGAUGCUUGGCUUGAACAUGAGGCAGCAGUGUGGCCAAGAAGGCCAUUGGCAUCCUGGCUUGCAUCAGACACAGUAUUGCCAGCAAGAGCAGGGAGGUAAUUCCCACCCAUCCCCCAUACUCAGCUCUGGUGAGACUGCACCUUGAGUAUUGUGUUGUUUGGUUUUGG
Phasianus colchicus (ring-necked pheasant) is the source of this 5482-nucleotide messenger RNA. RefSeq names its product aldehyde dehydrogenase 18 family member A1 (gene ALDH18A1). NCBI's taxonomy places the organism in Eukaryota, Metazoa, Chordata, Aves, Galliformes, Phasianidae. Gene Ontology annotation, molecular function: glutamate-5-semialdehyde dehydrogenase (NADP+) activity; ATP binding; glutamate 5-kinase activity. The record is from RefSeq and is a predicted model, not a curated record. Gene Ontology annotation, cellular component: cytoplasm; mitochondrion.